AGGCCUCGACAGGCUGGUUACUACCAGUAUCGAACCGGCGGCCGUCGCGCACGGCACCGCGUACAUUCCGUAUUCGUGCAUUCCAUGCAUGCGCUCUGUAUAUAUAUUAUACAGUCUGUUGUACAGUACCGGCUCGCGCGCGCGCGUUUUCCUCCGACGCAAACUGUACGUGGGUGCUGGCAGAGACGUCUGCUUCUCUCCGAAGGGUUGUAUCUCGCACGCCACGUUUAAUAAGGACGAGUCGGCGCAACCGUCAUUAGUCCUGCGCGCUGAUACUCAUCGAAACGGGCCGCCGCCGGGCGACGUAGAAACGGUAACGCGGCAUAUGCAGCUUGGUGUAUGGGGUGUGGUGUCGGGGGAACAGGUGUCGACGUAACGGAGUCCUCGGACGUGAAAUUAAGACGGAGGAAAAGGGAGAAACGGGGCUGUCGCGCGAACUCGAUGAGCGGAACGUGUUGGCUGAUGAUGCCUAGAUAGGGACGAUGAGCUAGGACUGUUCCUCGAGUAUGUCACGGGCAACCCCGCCUAGAGGGAGUCCUACUCCGCCGAGGGUGGACAGCCCCGGUGGCAGUCCGAGGACGCCACGUGGUGACCGGCUGCGGGACCGGGUGAGCUUCUUCGAGCAAGUCUGGUCUACCGGACGCAGUCCCAGUGCCGAGGACCUUCUAGCUAACGCGGAUGCACGCAGAUCAUCCUUCCGGUCGCCGACGCACCGGCGAUCGUCCUCCAGGGCGAGUGACUCCUCGUUCGAGGAGAGCUUCGAGCGACUGGUGGAGGAGGGUGAGCUGAAUGGCGCCAAGGUCGUGAAGUUCGAGAAGAUCACCGUGAGGAAAAGCGUGCGAGAAAUCAGUAGCAACAGCGACACCGUCCUCGCCCAGCAACGCACCUUGACGGAGUCCAGCAGGACUCCCAGCGAGGAGCACGCCCUCGAGGAUUCGGCCUAUCAAAGUCACAGCCACGGUGUGCACAGCCACGGUAGCAAGUCCAGCUCGGCCACGUCGUUCACGAGGUUUCCCUCGGAGGAGAGUCUGUCACAGAGGAGAUGCAGCAGCCCUCGGGCUCAACAACUGGGUCCGGAUGAUCGGCCACCCUCGGAAUGGUAUGCCGAGUACCGCAAUCAGAGCUUCCAGAAUGUCGCCGCGAGGAUCGACUACGUGCGCAGCAGGAGCGAGUACGACGCACACAUCGCCGAGAUCAAAGACGAGCAGGAACGUGUGCAGAAGAAGACCUUCAUAAACUGGAUCAACUCGCAUCUGUCGAAAAGAGUCUCGCCGCUCCGUAUCGAUGAUCUAAUCGAGGACCUGAAGGAUGGCACGCGCCUCCUUGCGCUACUCGAAGUUCUUUCGGGGGAGAAACUGCCGGUGGAGCGAGGUCGUAACUUAAAGAGACCGCAUUUCCUCAGUAACGCCAAUACCGCGCUACAAUUUUUACAGAGCAAAAAAAUCAAAUUAGUGAAUAUAAAUUCAUCCGAUUUGGUCGAUGGACGACCGCCUGUAGUGUUGGGCCUAAUAUGGACUAUCAUUCUGUAUUUCCAGCUACGAUCGAAGGAUCGCAAGCGGAUCGAGGAGAACACAAGAGCCCUCGAGUAUCUUGGUCAUACUUGGGGCAGCCAGAGCAGCCUCGAAAGCCUCGGCACUCAGGGUUCGGCGGCGAGCGAAAGAAAACGCAUCAGCAGCGAAAAGUGGAAACAAGGGGCACGGAAAACUCUGCUGCAAUGGGUCACCAAUGCUCUGCCCAAGGAUGUUGGCAUUCAAGUCCGAGACUUCGGCGAAAGCUGGAGAGACGGAAAUGCCUUCUUAGCCAUCAUCGACGCCAUCAAAGCAAACCUGGUGAACAUAGCAGCUAUGAGAGAAGCAUCGAACAAAGCUCGGUUGGAGACAGCCUUCCAGGUGGCCGAGGUUGAAUUGGGCAUCGCACGGCUGUUGGAUCCUGAGGACGUAGACGUGCCGCAGCCUGACGAGAAAUCGAUCAUGACAUACGUCGCCCAGUUUUUGCACAAGUAUCCGGAACCGGGAAACACGGCUCCCGAUUCUUUCGCGGCUGUACAAGAGGAAUAUGACGCUCUUCUUAAGUGGUUAAACGCGAGAGUCAGGCAUCUUGAACAACUUGACAGAGCCAACGCGUAUCCGCCAAGCUACCCAGAAUAUAUGCUAUUUAGAGCGGAGACUGAUGAGAAAUCAAUUAUAUACAAGAAAAUGCAAAGUUUGGUCGAUACACCCAGCAUGAUAAGUAUCACACGGGAUUCUUGGAGACACAUACAAAUGUUGUGGCAGAAAAUGGAACUCUUUAUGCUGCAUUGGCUUUGGUUGUUGGACUCGAUGUUACCAGGUGAAUUGGGAGAAGUUGGCAGAUGGUUGGCGAGAGCCGAAGCUCUCCUAUACUCGGACAAUGAUAUACCAGAGGAGAUGACAGAAGGAACAGCGAAUAUAAUUUCGAACAAGUUAGAAGAUCAUAAGAAAUUCUUCCUCGACCUGCCGGCGAUGAUGGAGAAGUUUCAGCAGGCCAGAAAUUCUCCAUUGGCGCGGCAGGUCCAGUCCGAACAAUUGGAGAACGUGUCCGCGCGCUUCAACAGCUUGCCAAGUCGCGCUGCUAAGAGGAGAAUAAAACUAAAGUUCCUAGAGCACAAAUGCUGCUUGGUCGCUUUCCUAUACCUCGUCGAGACCAAGCUGAAGGGCUGGAAUGUCAAAUACGGUACGGAGGAGAAGGUGCAUCAGAUGCUAGAACAGUAUCGCAACUUUGUUUCGCGAAACAGGAUAUUCCAGGAAUUUCAGAAGGCGUAUUUGGACAUGCAGCAAGUUGCCGAGGAAUACAAGCGCGAUGGUGAUAUCGAUCGAGAAGAGAGCAUCAAUAUCGAUCGCUUUAUGCGUGAAACUGCAGAAAAGUGGAAAAGCGUGUCGAUGGAUCUGCGUUGCGCCCAGAGUAUGCUUGAGGAAGUAGUUGCUUACUGGCGUCGUUGGACCAUCGUUUCGGACGAGUUCGAGGCAUGGUUACUUCGCGCCGAACCCAUUCUGAAUCUCUCAGAAGACGAAAGAAUGGAGUUCUUCCAGGAUAUUAGCGUAUGGAAAGACAAACACCAACAACUAUCGGACACCGUGAGCUUCCUGAUCGCCACGUCUGAUGAAUCCGUCGCGUUUCGCUUGAAAGAGCGUUACGCGAAUCUGACGGCAAGGUGGGAACAACUCUUCCAAGAGGCCAAGCAGUAUAUGCACGCGGGCGAUCUUAUCCGAAUGAGAAAAGACUACAAAACAGGAGUAGAAACCCUACAAAAUUGGCUGAGAAAUGCCGAGGCUGCGUUAUCAACCACCGGGCUGAGCUCGACGGAGCGUAUCAAGGCCUACGGAGAGAAACUGCAAAUUCUUCAUAACGAGGUCGAAGGCAUCGAAGAUCUCUUCAAGAACAUCAGCAAGAAGUUUCAGACUCUCAUUCAAGAUUUGUCGCGCGACGAAGUCGAUAAGAUGAUGAACACUCUGAAGAAGGAGAAGGAAACGCUUGUUAAGAUGCGUGCCUUGAUACCCAUGCAGCUGCAUCUGUACCAUCAACUACUUGUGCAACAGGAGUCUCUGGAAGCAGGACAGAAGGAAAUAUCCGCCUGGUUGGACGAAGCGGAAAAUUUCUUGGCCAGCAUCAAUCUCGCCGGCGGCAGGGACGCUGCUCUGGCCCAGUUGGAUCGCCACAAAGCCUUCUUCUCGAGAACGCUCUACUAUAAGUCCAUGCUGGAGUCCAAAAACAAGGUAUUCGCCAGCAUCGUCAAGGCUGUGGACAGUCGUGCCGAUGUGGAGACAGCCGAGGGUGGUGCUACUCUGAGAGAACUGAAUGAUCGAUUUGUCAGAGUCUCUCAGGCGGCGCAAGUCUGGGAACAACGUCUGCAGGAGUCAGUACGACGCUGGACGAAAUUCAAGGAGUGCGAGCGACAAAUCUCCGAGUGGCUGACAGUCGCGGAGGCGAUGAUCAAUGACAAGCAUAUUGACAACCGCCAAUCUGUCGAGUACCACAAGAACUUCUUCGGCAAGGUAAACGAGAAAUGGAUACAGGAUCUUGUAAAGGCGGGACAAGAUCUCCGAAACGCGUUGCCAGCCGAUCAGCAACUCCCGAUCACCAACACGGUAGAAGCUCUUCAGAAUCGUUGGAGGGAAGUUCUCACUUUUGCGCCGCUUCACCUGAUGAGACUCGAGUUUCGCCUGGACGAGGCCAGUUUCCUGCAAUACCUCAAAGAGAUCGAGGUGGAGAUCAGUUCUGAGCAGCAGGCGCUCAUCAACAACGACGAUGUCGAUGGUAUUCAGCAGCGUAACAGGGAAUUCUUCGUAAAUCGCGGUACUGUUCUCGAAGUUGAGCGCUGCUUGCAGACCCUGAAGAAGAUCAGCGAUGCUUACAACAAGCUUAAGCCGAGGGACAGCAGUCUGGCUGACGCCGCACAAAAUGCCGAACGCUUGUGGGAAGAGACCGCUCAGAAAGUGGAAACCUUGAGAGCACAAUUGCGCGAAGUUCCGCAACAAUGGGCAGCUUACAGACAAAAAUUUGAUGAGAUGGUGCAUUGGAUGGAUCAUGUUGACAGUACUCUGAGAACUAUCUUACGCGAGGUCAAUACCUUGGAAGAGUUCGAGAAGGAAAAGACCAUAUUUCAGCUCCAGACCUUAACGAAAAUCUGCCGCGAAGCUGACAGUAAGCGUGAAGAGAUGAAGUGGCUGGUACAAUCCCUCGACAAUCUAACGUUGAAUCGUUCAGACCGCGAAGCACUUACGGCGCAACAAAAUUUGGAACAACUGAUAACGCGUUAUAAAAAUUUAAUACCGACGAUUGAAAUCACAAUGACGAAGACGGAUAUUUACUCGAAGAGUUACACUUAUCGAAAGGAGGUGCGCGAAGUAUGCACUUUGUUGCGCAAAGUUCGUGAACAAUCCAAAGUCGAAGUCACGCCUGAAAUUCCUGAAAAGCUACAAAGCGCGGUUGCUCAUCAGGAAUCUCGUCUUAAUCAACUGGAGCAACAGCGAGCGACUAUCGUCAGUAUGUUGCAACGUGGCAAAGAUCUUCUAAAGGACCAACAUGCGCCACCUUUUGUCUCAUCAGAAGUGCAGCAGUUGGAAACCAAUUGGAACGAUACAUACGGUCAAAGUAUGGAAACACUGAAGUCUCUAAAGGAUUCGCAGAAGCUCUGGAACAUCUACCAAGACCAGAAGAACGAGAUUUUAAGAUUAAUUGAGCAAGCCGAACGAGAACUGCGACAAAUUGAGUCCACGUGUUACUACGACGCCGCUCAAGUGACUUCCGACUUGCAGAAGAAGCAAGAGUUCAAUGCGAAUUUGAGAAAAUCAGCCGAGGAAAUGAUGAGGAAGCUACGAGAGACGCAUAGCAAUCUCUCACAGACGCUCGCGCCGCCGAGCACGAAAGAGAUUUUGGAAAAGGAAGUGACAGAAACCGAGAAGAAGCUGGAGCACACGCUGAAGGUGGUGCGCGAUAAAGUGGUUUAUCUUCAAGAACACAGUACCCGAUGGAACAAAUUUCAAUCGAAAUUCACGGAACUACGGUCCUGGAUUCAGCAAGCCGCGCCACAAUCAAUUGCCGAUAUCGAGGAUUCCACUGCCUCACCUGAGGAGAGAGUUCGUAAAACGGAGAACUUGCAGAAAGAAAUAAAGGAGAAAGUGUCGACUUUAAACGUUCUGGAGGAUGAGUCUCGGAAACUCGUGAAAGAAGACAACGAUGAUGCACCAGCGAAACAACUUCGCAGCGACAUCGAGAAUCUUCACAAGGCAGUUGAAUCAUUGAAUAAGAGCAUCGUGACACAACGUGAGUUAGCUACGCGAAAUCUUGCCACGUGGAAAGAAUACGAGAAGGGUAUUCAAAAGAUAAAGCCAUGGAUCGAGCAAGCGGAAUCUCAGGUAGCUACGAUGGGUAGCAAACCCAGCACUCUACCUCAAGCCACGCAAAUGUUAGAGUCGGCUAAGCUUUUCGAGAUUGAGUGUCAGCAGCAUCUCCCAAAAGUUCAGAGUCUGUCGACAAUCAGCCACCAGAUAACCGGAAGGACAGUGGCACCUGACGAGGUCGAUGCCGUGCACACGCGUUGGAACGCAGUCCACGACGUGGCAGCGCAGACGACGACCAAGCUGGAUAAAUUAGUCUCCUCAUGGAAUGCCUUCGAGUCGGAGGCCAAGGAACUCAACGAGUGGCUGGAGAACAGCGAGAGAGAAGCUCUUAAGGAACCCAAUGUACAGACGCCCGAGGCAGCGAAGCUGGAAAAAGAACUGGCGCAUUUGAAGGAAUUCAACAAGAGCAUAUCCGAUCAUCAGGCUCAAUUAAUAUCGCUGACCCAAGUUUCCGAUCACAUCAGUCACGGUUUAUCGUUAGACGGUGCUUCCGCGUUGAAGGCUCGCGUCGCCGAGAUGAAGAGCAGAGUCAGCAAGCUUGCGGACACAGUGCGACAUCACAUUAAUCUCGUCUCCGAUUCGUUGCUAGCGCGCCAGGAGUUCCAAAUGAAGAUUACCGACUUCGAGAACUGGAUGACAAGACUGAAGUCCGACAUCAACGAAAUCGGGGACGUGAACGUGGAUAGCGUCGACACGAAUCUGCAAGCGGUGCACGCUCAUCUUCAAGAACACUCCGAGAAGCAACCGAUGUUCACUGCGAUCUACGAUGAGGUAAAGCGGCUGUCGUCACGCGGCUCCGUGUUGGAAGCCAAAGCGUUAAACGGGAUUUAUACGUCCUUAGCGAAGAAAUACAAGGCGCUCGAGGACGAUUUGCGAGAGAAGAAGAAAGGUUUAGAAAAGUGGAUCGAGCUGUUGAGUUGGCACAAUGACGCCAAUGCGCAAUUGAAUCACUGCAAAUACGAGGCCGAAGCCAGGAAACCAACCAUCGCCGAUCUCGACAGGCUUUCCUCGGAACUUCAAGCUGUGUAUACGAAAAUUAAUACCUGGAAAGAGCACGUUCCAUUGAUGGAUAGCACUCUCGGAAUACACGUACGUGACAAGCAAGAGAAAGUGGUUACCGCGACUACAUUGCUGAACGAUCUCGAGUCCAAGGCGUCGGUAUUGAAGAUGGAGCUGUCCGCGAAACGCGACAAAUUGGAGAAUCUCGGUGCUAAGUGGGACAAUUUCAGAAAACUGCAGCAGAAGAUCACCGAAGAGAUCGUCAGUACUCAAACGAGCCUGCAGGACAUUACUUACACCGUCGACACGUGCGAGAAGCUUGCACCGGCGAUUGAAAAGAUCGACGAUCUGAUUGAAGAUCAUCAGAGACGAGAACCGGAGAAGGAAAUCCUCCAUCGAGAAGGUGACAACUUGAUGAAGGAGGAUCAGCGAGCGAUAACUAAUAUCCAGGUGGUGGUUUCUUCGGUGGAUGGUAACUGGGAGAAAGUCAAUGAGCUUCUGCGAGAACAGAGAAAGAAAUACGCCGAGAUGGACGCCGAUUGGAAGCAGUACCAGGAGGCUAAGGAGAAAUUGAACAAGUUCAUCGAUGAAGCGAAGAAUCUUUGCCAGUCAACAAAAGACGUGUCAACCGACAUCACCCAGGCGAACGUAACCCUGGAGAAGCACAAGAGAGCUUCGGAGAUUUUGAAGAAGGGCAAACAGUUUUUGGACAAGAUGGAUACUAAGGCACAGCAAUUGGUGAAAGAAGCAUCGCUAAUGCCAAACUUCAAGAUUAGCCUGAUCGAAUCGGAUCUUUCCGACACGCGGAAGAAAUAUCACGAGAUUUACGGCGAGAUAAUUGAUCGGACUCAAAUUUAUGAAACGCAGGUCAUUAUCUGGAAACAGAUUGAAGAAUCGAAGUACGAACUCACGAGAUGGUUGAGCGACACGAACGAGGCGCUCACUGUGGCUUGCGAGCGUUUGUUCGAUGCCGAAAACGGACAGGCACGGUUGACCAGAUACCGCGAGGAAUUACCGACGCAUCAGCAACUUCGUCAAGGUAUCGCCACAAAAACCGAGCAGCUCACAAAGUUGAACGACGACACGGAUAUGCCAACUUUAAAGUCUCUCAAUCAUUUACUGGAUGAUCAGUUCAAGCUCGUUAAAGAGGCCGCGGAUAAGCUCGCAUCGCUCACGUCGACCUUCAAUGAGAAGGAAAAGAGUAUCAGGCAAGAAUUAAAAAAAUGCAGCGACAUGAUAUCGAAGAUCCGCGAGGAAAUAAUUAAAUGCGACGAUCUAACUGGCGAAAAUACUAAGAUUCUGCACAGAAUCAAUAAGUGUCAAGAGCUGAAGGCUGAACUAGAAAAGUGCGAUUACGCGCUUUCGGAGAUUGACGAGAGAUUGACGGAUAUGGCAUCAGAAUAUCCAACAGUAUCCAAGUCCAGCUUGCCAAAGGAGCUGCAGGCACUGCAACUUCGCAAAGACGGCGUGACCAGUCACGCUGAUAAGGUCAACGCUACGUUGGUGGCUUUCCUGACGAAGCUCUAUCACGAGAAAUUCGGCGCUCUGCAACGGAUGGUGGCAACUCACAAGGAGAAGGUGGCCUGGUGCGAGCCUGAACAGAGCAGCGACCGUUACAAUCUUGAAGUUAAGAUGGCUUCGUUGGCCGACGUGGAGGCCGGUAUCGCCGAUUGCGAGGCGAGAAAAGUAGACACAGAUAAUUCAUUGAAGCUCUUGGGAACCGUCGAGAGCAACGAAACGACUUCUGCUCUUAGAAGCGAACGUGACAAGGUAGUCGCCGAUUUAGAGUCCUUGAAGAUCAGUUGCCGAAAGAUCAAGUCCGUGCUGGAGCAAAAUAUAGCCUUGUGGCAACGAUAUGAGUUAACAUCAGAGAACGUUGUUUCAUGGCUUAAAGAGAACGAGAACAAAAUCAGGAUUGAGGCUACGACACUUCUUAAUCCGGACGAGAUUGAUGCGAAAAUCGCCGAGAUAAUGCGGUUCGAAAGGGAGAUCAAGGGACGCGAGAGCGAAAUGAAAGACCUGAUGGCACUCGGCGAGGAAAUUACCAAAGUCAGUCCGGAUUCCCGCGUGGCUCAAUACGUGGGACACUUGAACACACGUUAUCGCUCGGUACUCAAAUCCUUGGCUCAGCAUCUAGACAAGCUUAGAGAACUGAAACAAAUCAGAGGCCAAUACGUCGCCAAUGUGAAAGAGUUGGAAUCGUGGCUGCAAAACGCAGAGCAAAAGCUGAAGACCUUUGGCGAGGUCAGUGGUGCCAAGCCAAUGACUUUCUACCAGAGCCGACUAAAGGAACUAAAGGCGUUCGCGGAGGAACGCGAGACUGGACAAGCUAUCUCGAAUCGAACGGCGGAGACGGGCGAAGCUCUUUUCGCGAGGAUAACACCGGAUUACAGGGAGAUUAUCAGAGGCGAAUUAAGAAACUUACGUAAUCGCGUGGAAGCUCUGGCCGAUCGCGCAAAUGUGAUCUACAAGAAGAUCGAAAGUGACAUGAUGCAUCGGUCCUCGUUCGAGGACAAGUACUCCCAGGUGAAGCGAUGGGUAAUGGAGGCACGGAAGAAGCUAGGUGACAAACAGGAUCUACUACCGACGCUGCAAGAGAAGAAACUCGCCUUGCAUUUGUACAAAGCCAUCGCACAGGACGUCGGUGUUCACCGAAAGAUCCUGCAACAGCUUCAGGACAGACUCGGAGCAGCGCCGGACGACGAGGCUGCCGAGAUGCUCAACAGCGUGAUUGAAGCACACGAAAAGCUGUCGGAAGACGUGGAAGAUAGGAUUAAUGUGGCGGAGAAGCACGUUGCCAAUCACGAAGCUUACCUUCAGACAUUCGAGAAGACGCGAGAUUGGAUCAACACGAUGAUAAACGAAGCGGCAUCCAUCAGCGAGGAUCUCUCGAUAGAUCGAGACACGGCCAAAUCUAAGAUUUCCUCGAUCGAAAAUGUGUUGCAACAUAAAACCGAGGGCGAUAAGAUCUUAGCCGACUGUAAUCAGCAAUUAAACAUCAUUCUGGAGCAAACCUCGAUAGCUGGCCAUCCCGCGUUGCUGAAAGGAUUCGAGCAACAGAAGAAGAUAUGGGAGGACUUCCUUCAACGAUGCAUCGCGAGCAGAGAUAAACUGAAUCGAUUGUUCGAUCGAUGGUCCGAGUUCGAGAGAGUGGUGGAACGUUUGGAAUCCUGGCUCAAACAGAUCGAAGCGCAAGUAAAGGAUCAAAGCUUGAAGAGUACCGAGGAAACGAAACGCGCGCACUUGCAAAAGCUGAAAGCUCUUGAAGAGACUAUCGUGGCGAAGGGCGCGGAGUUGAACACCGCGAUCGAGAAGAGUCAAAGCGUAGAAGCAGACUCUGAUUUGGCCACGAGAGUGUCUCGUCAGGCUACGAAAUAUCAAGCGGUCAGGAACCAGGCGAAGGAGGCUGCGGCAAGGUACGAGCAAUACGCGAAGGAGCACAACCUGUUCAAUGAGAAAUACAAUCAAUUCUUGGAUUGGAUCACCGAAGUGCAGAGCGAAUUGAAGAAGUACAGCGAGAUCGUCGGCGAUUUAGCGGUGCUGCAAAGCAGGCAGAAGAAAAUCAGGGAUCUCGGUGACGUCAGAACGCGCGAGAACGCUCGCUUCGAGUCCGUUAUUGAUCUUGGCGAGAAACUCUACGCGCACACUUCGCCGGAUGGCAGAGAAAUAAUCAGACAGCAGCUAAGGAACUUACGCGGCAUGUGGGACGGCUUUUCCGAAGACCUGCAGAACUCGACGCGGAAGUUGGAUCAGUGUUUGAUGCAGUUUGCCGAAUUUUCGUUGUCUCAAGAACAAUUGACAGCUUGGCUGCGGGAUGUCGAGCGCGCGAUGCAUCAGCACACGGAGUUGAAGUCCUCAUUGGAGGAGAAACGCGCGCAAUUGCAGAAUCAUAAAAUCAUGCAUCAAGAGAUCAUGUCGCAUCAAACGUUGGUGGAGGCGGUUUGCGACAAAGCGCAACAGUUAGUCGAGCAGACCAAAGAUCUCUCCCUGAACGUCUAUCUGCAGUCCAUCAAGCAACUCUUCCAAAACAUCGUCGCGAAGUCGCGAGAUUUGCUGGAGAAUCUGGAGGACUGUUGCGAGAAACAUCAUCGUUUCAAUCUUCAGUGCAAAUUUUUCGCCGAUUGGUUGCACGGGGAACGCGAGAAGCUGGCCGAAUGCAACGACAUGACUGGUGAACGAUCGGACAUCUCUCGUCGAUUGACAAGUUUGGCAGUAUUGAAAGACGGCCAAGCGCAAGGAGCGGAACAUCUUGCAAGAUUGAAGGAACUCAGUGAGGCAGUGGCUAACAGCACCGCGCCUAAGGGUCGAGAAGUUAUCAAUAAGGAAGUGACUACUUUGGAGAAUAAUCUGCAACAAUUCCUGAGCGAAAUCGAAUCCGUAGAAGAGCGACAGCGAACGGCUUUGGAAAGAUGGCAGAACUUUGAGGACCAGCUGGAAGCCCAUACGAAAUGGUUCCGUUCCAUGGAGGCGGCAUUCCGCGACCAGCAACUUCAGCCGACGUUAAAGGAUAAGGAAGCGCGGCUUCGCGCAUUUAAGGAGAAACGCGAGAUUAUCGCGCGACAAGAGCGAGAGAUAGACGAAUUUGUGGAUAAAUCGCACAGUUUGCUGCACGCGAGUGGUAUCGAACGUAUCAAGCCACUGAUUUCCCAAGUCAGCAACAGAUAUCAGCUGUUACACGUGCUGAGCAAGGAAGUGAUAAACCGAUGCCAAAGCAUUGUCGAUGACCAUCGAGCCUACGAAGAGAAGUUGAAGGCUAUUGAUGCUUGGCUUACUCCACUCGAGCAAAACCUGGCUGCCUUGAAGAAAGAUGAGAUUGGCGGUGAUCUUGAGGCACGGAAUUCGCGUUUGCAAGUCUUAUUAACUGAGAAAGAACAAGCGGAACAUCGCUUGGCCAGCUUAACGUCGCUCGGAGAGAGAAUUCUCCCGGACACUUCCGCGCAAGGACGCGAAGUGAUCAGACAGGAGUUGCGACACGCUCGCGAACGAUGGGACCGUUUGGCCGAAGGCAUUACCGAACAACAGAAGAAGCAGGACGCUCAGUCCCUGCAAUGGUCCAGUUACCAAGAAACCUUGCAACAAAUUCUUGGUUGGCUAGACACGAUGGAACGCGCGGUUAAGCAAGAUUCUUCGACCGUGUGGUCUUCCUUGCAGGAGAUAAGAUCGAGAUUACUCAAAUUGAAGACGUUGCAUCAAGAGAUCUUGGCUCAUAAGCGCAUCAUCGAGGGAAUUUCGGAAAAAGCCAAUGCUUUGGUUCAAGUCGCUCAAACCCCAUCCGACGUUCACGAGAAGGUCCUUUCGGUAUCGAAGAGAUACGAAAAGCUCGUAGACACGUCCCAGAAAGGAAUAUCUGGCUUGGAAACAUUGCUCGACAUUUUCCAGCAAUUCCACGAUCUCCAGAAAGCUUAUCAAGAUUAUCAAAAGCGUCAAUGGGAACAUUUGACAAAUUAUAGCGAUUAUACGGGAAACAAGGCUGCUCUUCAAGCGAGAUUAGCUAAAGUCAUAGAGAUUCAGGACAGCCAAAGCGAGGGUGAAAUAAAGCUGAACGUGCUUGGAGAACACGUGGCGCAAAGCGCGCGCACUUUACCGCCUAGAUCGCAAGAAUCUAUGGAGAGAGACUUGGCCAAUCUCAAAUUCGAGAAUAAAAAAUUCGCUACAGCGGUAAGCGAUGUGAUACGUUGCAUCGAAGAAAGGAUACAGCAAUGGAGCGAAUACGAAAAUUCGUUGGAACGUUUGCUGGCUUGGCUCACCGACGCCGAAACAUCACUGAAAAAUUAUUGUCUAAAGAACACUUUGGAGGAAAAGCAGGAGCAGCUUGAGAAAUAUCAAGAACUGCAAAAGGUCGCCGACUCGCGGAACACGGAUGUCACAGAACUGGUUGCGCUUGGUGAUCACCUCGAACAAUCACUAAUUGUGAAUCUCCGGCAAAACGAAGCUGAGUUCGAUAAGAUGAGCGACGAUUCGUCGGAGCUGAUGCAGAUCAGCGGCGAAACCAGAUUUUCUGCCAGCGUUCAGCAAGUCACGUCACGUUUCCAAUCAAUUCAAGCAACUGCCAAGGAACUCGUAAAGAAGUGCGAGCAAGCAGUCAUGGAUCACGCCAGCUACUUAGAUCGUUACAAACAAUGUUCUGAGUGGCUAGCAAACACCAGAACACGCUAUCAAUCUACCAAGGAGAAUGCCAGUGGUACUCGUCAGGAGCUGAUCUCAAACGUCGACACUCUAAAGGAACUCUUGUCCCGCCAGUCCUCGGCCACGCUUCUGAUAAACAGCACCGUCGAAGCUGGAGAACGAUUGUAUCCCACGACCGGUGUGGAAGGCCGAGAGAUCAUUCGACAACAACUGCUGGAUCUUCAGCAGGCGUUCGAAGAACUUUACGAUAGCGUCACCUCAACCGAACGCGAUAUGCAAGCGAAGAUUUCGCGGUGGUCCGGCUUUGACGAGUGCAGCGAGGCCUUCGAGAAUUGGCUGAAGACCGCGGAAACCCAAUUGAAGCCAGAGAUUGAAUUAAAGACUACCCUGGAUGAGAAACGCGCUCAGUUGCAGAUCUACCGCACUAUCUUGCACGACGCUCAAGCGCAUCAACAAGAUCUACUAGAUCUACGAGACAAAGCAGAUAAUCUACCCGAUCGCACCGACAAGAUCGACCAAACACUAAAUGAUUUAACAAACAGGUACAACGUGCUGUUGAAACGCGCGACGAGAUUUGUAGAGCGAUACGAAGGAAUAGUGAGCGAUCAUCAGCAGUACAGCAAGGCGGUGCUAGACACGCACGAAUGGUUGGAUGCCACACAUAAUGCCGUGAGUCUUUGGGGUGAUGUGGAACUGGAGAGGGUGUCGUUGCACACAAAUCUGGAUCGUCUAAAGAAUUUGUUGCACAGUUUGCCGGAAGAUGAGCCGCGAGUGCAGCAAAUCAGAUCGCUGGGUGAAAAGGUGAUACCCGGGACUCUGGAAUCAGGGCAGAUAAAUAUCCGAUCGCAGAUCGAUUCCUCGCAGCAAGAGUGGGAAGGCUUGAUCUCGGCCGUCAAAUCUACCAUCGAGGCGUUGGAGAACAAACUUCAGCAAUGGAGCGAGUUCGAGACGUCGAAGGAGAGAUGCCUCGCUUGGAUGAGAGACACUGACACGAAGUUGCACGCCGUCGAUCUCAAGCCCACUUUGGCAGAGAAGAAGAAUCAGCUCGAGAAACUGCGUGCUCUUCAAGGUGAGGUUCGCGCCAAGGAGUUGGAAAUUGAUGCCGUUACCGAGCGUGCUCAGCAGCUUCAUAAGAACGUCACUUCUCGCACUUCUUACAUAUCGGAACUGAGCAUCAAAUACCAGCAAAUCUCCAGCAAAGUCAAGGAUCUCAACAAUCGUUGGCAUCAGUACGUUGGCACACAUCAGGACUUCGAUAAUCAAUUGGCAGAGUGCACCACGUGGGUGGAAGACAUCAGGAACAAGCUAGCGUAUUGUUCUGACUUGAGCGCAUCCUCGCAGAAAGACCUCGAGCAAAAGAUGGACAUCGUGCAAGACCUACUGUUGUAUAAAGAGGACGGUUUCGCGAAAGUUCAGAGUAUCGUUGAGCUGGCUCAGGCCGUUCUAGCGAACACAGCUCCGGCUGGUCACCAAACGAUCAACGACGCUUUAGCAAAACUUCAGGAACAGUGGAGCGCUUUGGCGUCAAAAAUGCUGGAGACCAAGACAAACUUGGAUGAUUCGAUAAACAAGUGGGCGGGUUUGCUGGAGCAAAUACAGUCUAUCAAUAAAACGGUGGAGUAUAUGCAGACGUCGAUCGACGAGAUCUCGCAGUUUCAGACGACGAUGUCGGAGAAGAGGAGUCAACUGGAACGAAUUAAAGCGCUUGAGGAAAAAGUCCGUUGCGAAAAUAUCGAGGUCGACAGUCUGAAGCGCAAAGUUGCAGAGAUGAUUGCGAGCGGUCAGCAAGGAUUGGCUGCCUCGCAGGCUCAGGACAUACUCAAUAAGUUUGAUGAACUUUUUGAGAAGAUCAAAUCCUUACUGGCCGAGCGAGAAGAACAGUACAAGGAUCAUCGUGUUUAUAAAGAAGCUCAUGAUGAUCUCAUUGGCUGGCUUAGCCGGGCUCGCGAGAAGAUACCGUCUAUGAAACAGAGAUCACUCAGUGAUAAGUUAGCGAUUGAGAACGCAGUGGUGCCGCUCGAAAGUUUGUUGAACAAGAAAGCUCAAGGCGAACUGCUGGUAGAGCAUUUGCAGCAUACCGGAGAAGUUGUUUGCGCCAGCACUAGUCCCGCUGGGCAGGAAGUCAUCAGAAAUGAAAUACGAGCGCUCACAGAAAGUUUCGAAGGAUUAUUUAAAGAAAUUCAACAGCAGAAGAAUCAGUUGGAGGCUACUGUAAGUCAAUGGCGCGAUUACAAGGACGAGUAUGAAAGACUCAGUGACUGGUUGCAGCAAUUCGAUAUUCUUAUUAAAGCUCAGAAAAAUGCUCUUUUACCGAAUUUGAAAGAAAAACAAAAGCAGGUGCAAGAAGUAAAAGAUUUACUCGAUAAUCUGAUGAAGGGCCAAGAGCAAAUUGAUAAAUUCAACAAAACAGCUGCUGGUUUAUUGUCCUCUCACUUGGACACUUAUGUUAACAAUCAGCUGCGACAUUUGAAUUCGCGUUAUCAGGUGCAAGUGAAUCUCGCGAAGGAUGUAUUGAACAAGGUCGAGACCAAUUUUGCUCAGCACCGAGAAUACGAGAGCAAUCUUGAGAAAGCCCGCGACUGGAUCAAUAACGCCAAGCAAAUCAUACGCCAAGGAACGGAAGCGGUGUCGAGCAGCAGUCGUGAGGAAUUGCAGAGUAGACUCGACAAAAUCCAGGAACUGUUAAGGAAACGCGAGGAAGGUCAGAAUCUAGUACAUCUGACUGUGAACUGCGGCGAAAAAGUCAUGAGAAACACGCGAUCGGAUGGCCGUGAGGAGAUCAACGCCCAGUUGAAAGAGAUCCAGAACGAUUGGGAGCGGUUGGUGAAGAAAAUUUCGACCACGAAGGUACAUCUCGAGACGAGUCUGUUGCAGUGGGCAGACUACAGUUCGUCAUACUCGCAGCUGCAACAAUGGAUCAACGAUCGUGAGGCCAAGCUGCAGCAGGUAUGCGAGCAGAAGGUCUCCAAAGCUCGGAAAGGCCUAGCCGGCUUAAGCUCUCUGGCGAUCGGAGAAAGGAAAGCGAAUCUGCGACAAACGAACAGCAUCGUUCAGGAUAUUGUGGCGUUCGAACCCAUGAUACAGUCAGUUACCACGAAGGCUGAAGACUUGCAACAGGCGACGCCGGCCACGGAGAUCUCGAUCAAGUACGAAACUCUGAGUAAGCACGCUCGAGAGUUGUACGCGAAGCAGAAGGAGACUGUCGAACAGCAUCAAGCAUUCAUUGAUAGCGGCAACGAAUUCGUUCAGUGGAUACGAGCGGCGAAAGAGAGGCUUGGCAAGUGUUCGGAGCCUACAGGAGAUAAAGAAUCUUUGGCCAGUAAAAUCACGCAACUGAAAGUUUUGCAAAGCGAAUUGCCCGAGGGCCAGAAAAAGCUGGAGAAGGCUUUGGAACAAGGUAACGCCGCUUGUCAGAUCGCAGAUGCCGAAGACAAGGAGAUAAUCGAGGAGGAAGUGGCGCUAUUACAGGAAGAAUAUGAUAACUAUGUAGACUCAUUGAAUAACACGAAGAGUUUGCUCGAGGUCGGUAUAGUGAAGUGGACCGAAUAUGAAGAUCAGUUCUCCGAGGCUACAGAAUGGCUCACACAAACUGAGCAGCUAGUGCAGACAUUUAACAAGUUGCAAGAUAGCUUGGAAGAGAAGAAAAACGUCCUCGAACAAUUCCAAGUUCAUUUACAAACACUCUUUGACUGGCAAAAAGAACUAGAUCGUUUGAACAUGAAAGCUCAAAUGUUGUUGGAAACGUGUGCCGAUACGCGGAUUUCUAAUGCCAUAACGCAGCUCACUACCAAGUAUAACGCGCUUUUAUCUCUCGCUAAGGAAAUAAUGCGGCGAUUGGAAUUGCAUUAUCAGGAGCAUCAACAACACAAUACUUUGUAUCAAGAAUGCCAGGAUUGGAUUGAGCGUACGCGAGAUAAAUUGUGCGAGUGUAAGGACAUUCCUAGCACAUUGACCGAAGUUAACAAUAAGCUACAUACAUGUAAAGCCAUUCGGCAGUCAUUGGAACAAGGGCAGAACAAGUUACGUUACGCUUUAGAACUGAAAGAGAAAGUCAUCAUGAAUACGGAACAAAAUGGCGCGGCAAAGAUUCAAGAAGACACUGAAAACUUAAAGAGUGAAUUCGAUAAAUUGUUGGCCGACGUUGAGGAUGUCAGGCAGAAACUCGCAGCAAGAGCAAGUACAUUAGAGGAACUCAACAAGAUUCACCGACUUGUCUCGGAUUGGUUGGAGGAAGUAGAGAGCAAGGUAAAACCAGGAGACGCGUUCAGAAACGAUCUCAGCGAAAAGCGUGCUUUAUUGGAAAAAUAUAAGAUUCUGCAAAGAGACAUCCAUGGCCACGGCGAGACGGUAGAUCGUUUGAAGACUCGUCUCACUGAAAAUCCCAGCAUAUCAAAAACUCCUUACGAAUCGACCAUCAACAAGUACGACGACGUGAAGAAACUCAUUUCCGAAAAGAUUCGUAAUUUGGAGGAUCAAGUCAAGGAUCACGAAAGAUUCCAGCAAGCUCUGAACGAGGCAGGUGACUGGGUGCGACGCGCAAAAGUCGAGCUUCAACAGUAUAGCGAUACUCAUGGCGAAAAAGAGCGAAUAAUCGAGCGAGAAAAUAAAGUCAAUCAGAUCAUUUCGUCUCUGCCAAAGGGCGAUACGCUGAUUUCGAAGGUGAUCGAGUUGAGCGACGUCGUGAUUUCCAAGACAGGUCCGGAGGGUCAGGACUCUAUCAAGCAGGAUAUGAAACAGAUACAAGCAGACUGGAAAUCCUUGCAAGCUCAGUGUCACGAUUCGCAACGAGUUCUGGCGAAUUGCAUUUCGAGCUGGUCCCAGUUCACAAACGCGUUGGACGACAUGAAACGGUGGAUAGAUCAUUUUCAGAAGAAGAUCAUCGAAGAACAGGCCAAGGAAAACAAGACUCCGGAGGAUUUGGAACGUUGCAAGCGUUUAGUGGAAGAGGCGAUUAAGCAGAAACCAGUCUUGGAGGACUUGAACGACAAGUGUGAAGCUUUGCUAGAGAUCAGCGCUUGCAGCUGGGCGCGGGAUAAAACAGUGCAGUUGCAAUCAGCGUAUACAUCACUCUUAACGGACGCGCAAGGGCUCGUCUCGAAAGUUGAGAAGAAUCUGGCGGAUCAUACGGAGUUCUUGAAAGCCAAGAAGGAAAUGGAAGACUGGCUACGCACGGCUCACGGAUCGGUAGAAGAUUGCAUUGGUGUAGGAGACGCGGCUUGGGCGAAAGAUAAGUUGGAAACGUUGAGGCUGGUAGCAACGCGCGUGACGGAAGGCCAACAUUUAUUGUCGACGUUGCAAGACGCCUUCGCAAAGGCGAUCAAUAUGGCACUGCCAGAACAACAAGAUCAAUUACGAUCGGACAUGGCCAAUCUUCGUUCCAGUUGGGAGCAAUUAAGUAUGGAUCUCAACACGGUUCAAGCCAAAGUGAAAUCGGUUCUGAGUCGUUGGGAGGAUCACGCGGAGGCCCACGAUAAAUUCCUAAAAUGGUUAGAGGAGAACGAGAAGAUCGUCAAAAGUACUCCGGAUACGAAGGGCGAGUUCGGCGAGAUGAAAACGAUGCUCGAGCGAUACAAGCACAUUCAAGAGGAGGUUCGAGGUAGAAAAUCGGAUCUGGAUCAUCUGAUGGCGGAAGCGACGGAAUUGUCGGCAUGGGCAAAGAACAAUGCCACGUUGAACGAGACAAAGCAAUUGUCAGGACGAUGGGAAGUACUGGGCGAGCUCGUCGGUGAGAGGAAGAAGCUCAUUGAGAAAGAGAUACAAGAGUACAACGCGUAUCACGCCGCUCUGCAAGAAACGGAAAAAUGGUUGUUACAGAUCUCCUUCCAAUUGAUGGCCCACAAUUCUCUCUACAUCACUAACAAGGAACAAACGCUCGAGCAAAUUAAGCAGCAUGCAGUUCUGCUGGGUGAAAUACAGAAGUACCAAGAGGUAUUGGACGAAUUGAAGGCAAAGGGUCACGGUCAGAUUGAUCGAUACGUCGCCGCGAAUCCCCUGAUUAGAUCGACCAUACAACUGCAGCUGCAGAACGUUCAGGAUAGUUACAACUCGCUGCUGAACACUGCUCUGCAAAUCAAGAACAGAUUGGCGGAGUCUCUGGCUAAAUUCCAGGAGUACGAGAACACCCUGGAGAGCAUUAUGAAGAAUCUGGACACGUACGAGGCGGAAAUGGCUCAGGCAUUAGACGCACCGUUGGACAAUCUGACAUCCGCCGAACAGAGUCUCGAGAGUGCUCGCACUCUACACAACAAGCUACAAGGCGAGAAAGCUCGACUGGCGUUGGCAGUGGAAGCUUGCGAAGCUGCGGCGGCAUGCGUCUCUAGACCUGGAAGUCCCCUCGAUGCUCCACCCAUUCAAGUUCCCGCGAGGGAAGUCGAAGUCAGGACAAGACUUGAUGAUCUCAUCGAUCAGAUGCAAACGCACUUGGCGAACGUGAUGAAAGCGGUGGGCGAUCUCGAGGAACAAUUGCGACAGAAGAACGCGCUUCGUACUUGGAUCAAUCAGCAAAGGGCUCUCUGCGCCGAAUGGAAAUCACGACCAGCGAAAUUGCGAUCGGAGGCUGCCCAGGCCGAGUUGCAGGCGAUGAACGAGCUGCUCACCAACGUGGGCGAACGUCGCACCCGCGCAUUAACCGAGCUAUCGAUUCGCGAGGAGGAUCAUGACAUCGAGGACGGCUUGAAUAAACUGGAGGCCGAAUUGACAGACGCCAUCGCCGGCAAGCAAGCAGCGCAAGAUCUCAUACAGAGCUAUAGAUCGCAAGUACAGGAUAUACAGACGUGGUUCGACAGCCUGUCGAAGAAGGUCGAUGUGAUUGAGAGAGGUAGCGGAUUGACCAUCAAUCAGAAGAUUUCGAACCUCAAAGACAUCACGAAUGAAUACGAGUCUCAGGGACCGGAGAAGCUGGCCGAAAUUAAGAAACUAGGCGACCAAGUGAUGGAUUCGGUCAGCAACUUGGAUUCCCAACAGAUCGAGGAGCAAAUCAAGUCGGUGGAGAGACGGUACGCUGACAUUGGCAAGAAACUGCAAAGAAAAGCUCAGGUUCUGGACAUGACGGCACAGGGCAUCGAAGCAACUAGGCGGGAGAUUGAAGAGAACCGCGAGUGGAUCGAGCAGAAGAAGCAACAAAUAAAAAUGCCCGAGCUGCUUGGUUUCGAAAGCAAACAGGCGGAGGAGAGGCUUCUCGCUCUCAAGGCUGUGCUGAAAGAAGCGGACGCAAAGCAGUUGAUCAUUGAUACGCUGGAAAAGCGAGUCGGAAAUAUGCAGAACGAACUGGAGAGCAGCGAGCAGCAACAAUUAGAGGCUGACACGAAGGCCUUGCGUGGCGAACAAGUUGAGCUAUGCAACAUUCUGAGGGAUGAAAUAUCGGUGGCGAAUGCGGCGGUUGAUGCACGUCGCAAAUUGGAGGCUGACAUCGAACGAGCUCGAAACUGGAUAAGAUCCAAGAGCAACGACCUGAAGAAGCUCAGCGGAUAUCUGCCUCUAAAAGCUUCAAAAGUUGAGCAAGAUAUCGCACAACAUAGCGGAUUGGAAGCGGACAUCGAGUCAUUCAACGAAGGCAAUCUUAAAGACAUCUUUAAACAAGGACAUAAUUUACUAAAGGAUUGCAACGCAGAAGGCCGUGCCAAACUUCAGACUCUCUUAGACGAUUUGAAUAAGGAUUAUGAAGAAUUAAAGAAAGAGGCGAAAGAGAAAGAGGCCUCGUUGGCAGAUCUUCUCCAGGGACGCAAAGCCUUCGAGAGUGAAUUAGACAAGUGUCAACGAUGGAUUAAGGAAGCUGAAGUAGCUACAUCCUCCGAAUUGCGGCCUUCCAGCCUGGACAUUCUCCGAGAACAACUUGCUAAGUAUGAUCGAUUGAAGAAAGAAGCGCAGGAAUAUGGCGACGACAUAGAAAAAAUAAUCCAACAAGGAAAAUCGAUCUUGCCGACCGUGAGCGACGCCGAUAAACAGGAAUUGAGCGAACAAUUAAAGAACAUGAAGGAAGCUCACGGACGGGUGGCAAGCGUAAUAAACGAGAGAGCAAUCGCACUCCAAAAGAGCAUCGAUGAAGCUGAAGAGGCUGCGGCGCGAGUAGCGGAGGCCAUUCAGUUCAUGACAGACAUUCAGAAAGAGCUUCAUGAUCUAAACAAACCGAUUGGUGCUCGCGUGGAGGAUGUAGAAGGAAUGCUAGCUGCUUACGAAAGAAUCCUUGACAAUCUCAAGGCAAAUAAAGCAAAAUUAUCUGACCUUCAAUCAGCUAACGUUGGUGAUCUACAUGGAGUACUGACGCAGCAAGAUGAUCUGAUACGAGUUCUGGAAGCACAAAUAGCAAAACUUCGCCAACUGCUAUUGCUGCGACAACAAUUCAUUGCCUUGAUCGCAGAAAUCACCACCUUUAUUGCAAAGUAUACUGAAAUUGUCAGAGACAUCGAAAAGUCGGGACAAACGACGGAAGAGAAGAUCAAAAGGUACGACGACGUUAUACUGAAGAUCCAAGAAUGCGAGGCUACUCUCGCCAGCGCAACAGACAAGGGACAGCAAAUAGCGGCGGAAGGCUCAGCCGUGGACAGAAACAACGUGACGGAACAAUUGCAGUCCCUGAAGCAGCAAUUACAGGCUCUUCGAAGAGCAGUGGAGACGCAAAGGGAGCAACACGAACUGGCAGCAGCUGAGCACAGACGACUCGCCAACGAACUAGCCGAUAUCCUUGAUUGGCUCGAGAGCAAGGAGAAGGAAGUCAAGUCCAGGCCGCUGCUGGAGAGAGAUCCGACCAGCGUCGAGGCGGAAUUGAAGAAGCACAACACCCUUUGCGCCGAGGUGAACGAGCAUCUCGACAAGAUCAGAAGUUUGAAGGAAUCGGUGCGGCACGAAGAGGGAAUGCCCGGAUCCUUGAAAGAGAUGCUGAGCGAGGCAGUGUCACUGCUGACGUCUCUGCCGCGAGAAAUGGAGGAGCGCGGAAAUUAUCUCGAGAGUAACAUGCAGAUGAGAUUGGACUAUGCUGCGCUUACCGACAAGCUUCACAAUUGGGCUCGCGAAGCUGAGAUCCGGCUCGAGAGCAACAAGGAAGGUCUCGACUUCGAAAACAUUCUCGGCGAUCUGGAAGAGCACAAGAUAUACUUCAGCACUGAAUCCUCGAUUCGCGAGCUGGUCUCUCAGCAGAUUCAGCAAGCGGCCGACAAGAUCUGGCCAUCUCUGGACAGCUACGAGCAAGAGGAAUUGAGCGCCCAGCAACAGCAGCACACUCAGUUGCUGAAGAAUACCCUGAAUACCGCCAAAUCGCAACGUUCACGUUUGGAACAGGGUGCAGAGAUGUGGAAAGAAUAUACGCAGAGCUUGGAGCGUGUUCGUGCUGUCAUUAGCAGAACCCGAUUCACGGAUGAACCAGUCACCACGCUAGCUGGCUUGCAGUUCAAUAUUCAGAAAAUUACACAUGCUCUCAAUGACAUUCAGAAUCAACAAUUCGAGUUAGAUCUCCUAAACGAACGUGGACAAGAGGUUCUCCGACUUGCAGACGUUAACAACAAGAAAGCGAUAGAGUCUCAGCUCUCCGAGAUCAGUUCAGAGUGGCGCGAGCUGGUUUCGGGCCUCGAAGGACGCAGGGACGCUCUUGAGGCGCUAUCACGACACUGGGAAGACUUGGAAGCGCAAUGGGCCCUCAUUGAAACGCGAUUGACCGCGAUCGAGGAAAAGAACAAGCUCAUUGAUACAGUGGUGCGAUCGAAGCAACAUUUGCAGGACACCGUUAAAGCAUUAGAGGAACUCGUGACGGAGGCUGAAAAACUCAAGCCUGCAACGGAGGAAGUGAAGAGCUUGGCAGGACCUGUGCUCGCCUAUCUCGCAGCGUUUACAGAAGCACCUGCACGAAGCCUCGAGGAACGUCUCGAAAAAUUGCAGAAGUCCGCCGAACUACUCGUCGGCUCGCUUCGUGGCAAGUCCGAGAAGGCGAGCGAAGACUUGGAGGCGCUCGAGAACAUUGAACGUGAGAUCGAGCGUCUGCGAAAGCGGCUGAACGAGGCGCGCGAAAGCGCCUCGAACUUGUACGUUUACGGCGUUGAUCAGGACGCGACCGAGGCCGAACUGGGCGAAUUGCGCUCGCAGGUCGAGGAUCUCGUCGACACCGCGAAGACAUUCUCGGGGAGCAUUAAGGCGCGGUACCAAGCUAGCCAGCAGCUGGUGCCGAGUGACAUUACCCAGCACUUGACCGCACUCGAGCUCUGUGCCGAGGCAACGGCACAGGCUAUGGAGGAGAAACAGAGGGAACAGAAACGUGCCAGGACCACCAGAUCGGACUACUUGGCCGAUGUGGACGAGGUGCAGGCGUGGAUUCGCCAGGCCGAGCUGAAGGUGCAGGACAGGUCGGCCGAGCCGGCCGUCCUCAAGGAGCACCUCAGACAGAUACAGAACGAGCUGGGCACGAUUAGCGACAAGCUCGAACGACUGACGAGGAACGGGCGAACCAUCGUCAAGAACACGAGGGACGACGCCGAGAAAGAGCUGAUCAAUAGCACGAUCAGCAACCUUGCCGAGCAGCUGGCGCAGGUCAAGAGCUGGCUGGAGGAGAAGAAACAAAUCGUGGGCGACACUAUGGACGCCUGGCAGAGGUUCCUUACACUUUACGAGGCCGUGAAGGCCUGGACAGAAGAGAAGAGACAGUUCCUAGUCGAGCCGCUGAAGCUCAGCACUCUCGUGCAAACUAAACAGAGACUGCACGAAUAUUCGACGGCAGUCAAGAGUUGCAAGCAGAUCAAUAAGAAUCUUAGUGACAUGAGCAGAGAACUGGAGAAUAUCGGUCAAGUAACUAGCGUCGGCGAUCUACCGGAAAAACUAACCGAGGCGGAAGAGGGCAAGGUUCAAGUCGAGAGUCAGCUACUGGAAAGGAACGCAUUGCUGCAAGAAGCCAGCGAAGAGUGGGAGCAGUGCGAGAGGAAGAUGAGGGACGUUCGUAGUUGGAUGGAGAAGGCCAAGCAGACGCUGGAGUCGCCGCAGAAUAAGAAGAAACCGCUACGCGACCAGCACGCGAUCCGCGAGAAAAUGCUCAGCGACAUCGCGAUCCAGAAAACGAAGAUCACGAUCUCGGUGGAGAAGCUCGAGGUACACUUCAGGUCCGGGAUCGGCGGCGACAACCGGGUCAAAGACACCGCCGACGAUUUGACCGCCGAGCUCAACAGCCUCCACAGCACCGUUAAAGAACAGACGACUAAUCUGGAAGUCUGUUUAGCGCAGAUAGAUCAGUACCAACAGGAAAUUCAGCAGUUAAGGCAACGUAUCGUGCAGGUGGAACAACAGCUGAGGACAGUACUCAGCCCGACGUACAUGCCGAAUGACCGAGAGAAGGCUCUCCAAGAGCAACAGGAUACUGUCGAAGAAAGCCUCGCUUCUCUGUACGUGAAACUUUCGACUCUCGAAGGAACAAUGAGUCAUUUGCCUCGGGAUAGUAUAGAUUCUAUGCUGUCGACUCUCAUGACUAUAUUGACGGAGCUUCGCAGCUACGACGAGGAGAUUACGCAACUUCAAGCACGAUUACGCGAAAUUCCUGCCGACAUUGAGUCUCAAAGAUUUUCGACAGCAUUGACAGGGAUUCGCACACGCGUUACAGCUCUUCUCGAUCAGGCAGAACAAGGGAGGGUUGCUCUCGAACAGGCGCGAGAAGGCCGAGAGAAACGUGGUCAAGAGAUUCAGAAUUACAAAUUAUUCCUCGACGAGACGGACGCUUGGUUACGAAACGUUAUGUCGAAAAUGCACGAGCAACAUUCGCUUAACACCAACAAGGCUUUACAGAAAGAAUUAACGAGUCGCGUGCAACAAGUCUCAGAACUCGAAUCGUUGCCAGAAGUGAGUGCGCUGGCGACAGCGCUGAAGGAAGCCCUCUUGGACGUAAUUAGUCGUCUCCAGCAAAAGCAGCAGGAGAUCUGUGAUGAGGAAGCUCAAGCUGACGACGAAUCGACAGAAGACAAUGCGACUCUGGACGAAGCACCCUCUAUCCAUUCUUCCCUAGGAGGCGGACCGCCAUCGUUGGCGGACGUCUCCUUACAGACAGGCCAAAGUUUACUGAUCGACGACGUCGUCGAGAAAAAGACGCAACUCACGAAACAGACGUCCACGACGCAGAUGCCGUCGUCCACCACAUGUCACUCCCUUACAACGCAAACGACGCAGGCUUUGCUGCCAAGUGAAAGUGUCCAGACGCAAGAGGCGAUAAAAGUCCUGAAGACCACGAAAGGCGAUCACGAUGUGAUAGAGAUAGCGACCAAGUAUGUACCUUCCAGUUCCGGUCAGGAACUAGCGCGUCUGGAGCAAUGCAGCGCUCUGCCCAGCGAGAACAUCGUCGUCGAUAUGAAGUAUCAGGACGCCCAGAAAGCCGACAGUGCGACCAGCGAAUUAAACAUCGUCCACAUCGCGCCGCAAUCCUUCGAAACGGUCCUGGUCGAGCCGGACGAUGUCACUACCGAGGUGGUCGUUGAUGCCGAUGGUACCAAGAGGAUUAUAGUAAGAAAAUUGCGACGUACUACGGUCACCAGCAGGCAAACCACGCAGCAACGCGUAUCCACGCUGUCGACUGCACUCGACGGUGCCCCGCCGACGGUGCAGGCCUUCUCGGAGGCUGCGAUGAGAGAUCAGCAGGUCACCGUAACCAGGACGAGACCGGACGGUACAAUCGAGACGACGACCAGGCAGAUUUAUGGCGGCAGGGUCACCACGGGUGCACCCGCUGAAGGCAUCAAAGUGGAGGAGUACGAAUCCGAACCUCGUUACACGCGCAUAGUGACUCAGGGUCAGAUAGGGGACAUCGGCAGCCAACCGGUCGAAGAAGAGGAGGUACUGAUGGAGGGUGGUGAAUACCAAACGAAGACGUCGAGCGUUCACGCCGUGGUGCAGCAAGUCACCAGAAGAGUCAUCAAGAGGACGCGUAAAAUCAUUCGAAAGGUUACCGUCGUAGAUGGGAAGGAAACUACCACUGAGGAGGUGAUCGAAGAACCUGAAGAGAUAGAGAUAGAUGAGGAGGACAUACCGCACAUCAGUAUCAACGUAGUUAAGAGCGAGGAUCAGAAGAUCAUAGCUCCGGAAGCGAUCGAGACGGAACGAGAGGAACUGACGAAGCCGGAAAUGCCAGUGGAUAAUCCCGGUAGCCCUAUGCAAGGUCCAUUCUUCGGACCGUUUGCUAAGGACACAAUGAAGGAAGCACCGACAGCGAAAAAAGACGGCGCGAGGAUUAAAACAUUGGACGUUCAGACUGAGGACAGCACCAUUUUAAGAGAACCCACGACAGAAUUAGCAGACUCCAGAACAGAGAGAGCGGAUUCAAAAUUGAUUUCAGCGGAUUCUGAACAAACGCGAGAAGUGCUCUCUUCUUCGGAACACGAUCGCUUGGUACCGCAAGCGGAAAAUCUAACCGACAUUCGAGUUGACGAAGACCUUCCUACUGUACAAAAUAAUGAGAACGCAAUUCCAAAAGAAACAGAACAGCGAGCGAUGGAGGAAGACAAGCAUGAGCAUUUCCUCACCGAGGUAAAUGGCACAGGUACAUUGAUGGCCGAUAGUCGAGCAUUACUGGAUGCUGAACGAUAUGCUGUUUUACAGACUCCUGUCGAAGAUGUCUAUGUAACAGCGACGCAAGCAGAAUCUGUGAAAACCUCAUUAGAAUCGGCCGUAACAGAUGAUGAACCGGUGGUCACCAAGGCUACUUGUAAGUCUGACGAUGCACCAGUAAAGAGCGAAAUACUCACUGUCGACCUAGAAAACGGCACAGUAGACGUAGAAAAGCAGCAUGAUGGUAGCAGCACCGUAGAUACUGCUAAAGAUAUCGAUGUAUCGAAUAUUGUUGUAUUAAAGGAAGAGGAUCAGCAGGAGACUAAGCCGGAAGUGUUAGAGAAACGCGCGUUGAUUAAACCAGCCAAAAGCGAAGAGGAAGCUGCAACCUCAGAAUUACUUGAAAAAUUACAAAGAGAAUCCAUCAUUCCGCUAAGUGAAUCAAAUAUUAUCAAAUCUUCCGAAGAUAAAGCGGACUCGACGUACGUGGAAAUAUCUCCUAAACAACAAGAAACAUUGCCAGAUCUGUUCACGAAAGAGGAAGAUAAUACCAAGGCUGAAGCCUUCAAACCGGAAUACAAACCACUUUUUCAUAAGGUAGAGAUAUCUCUGUCUGUUCGCGAGGAAAAUACUGAGACAGAACCAUUAGUGUCAAUAAAAACACAGGCUGAACGACCUCGUAUUGCUCCGUACAGCAUUGUUAAGGAAGACGUAAACAUCAGUCUUCCAGUGGACAAGGAAACGAUCGAAGUGAUACACGACAAGUUCGUGCAAACCAGUGCUUUCGGUACAGUGGACAAAGAAACGGAAACCUCACGGCAGCGAGCAGCAGAGGAGAAAGAAGAGGAUCUUCACAUCGAAUCGUCAGAGAGGAGCAAGACGGAUACGUUAAGUCAUAAAAGUAGAAAGAAGAAACGCCGUAAACGUAAGCCGGAGUCCUUGGACAAGUCUGAAGAAUUAGAAUCCAGUACAUCUAUUGUUACGUCGAUAGCCGAAUCGAUAGCCAUCAAUAUGUCCGACUCGUCUGACCAUGGUAGCGAGCAGCCGCAACCGGACGUUGCAAAGGUCGUAGAUUCUGAAUCUGACGUUGAAUCAUCUUGCAGUGAGAUGCCGGAUGUAACAAAAGACGAAGCGGUGAAGGUGAAGGAAAUCGACGCGGCGGGAAAAGCCGAAGAAGAAGCGAUCCGGGAGGAAGAAAGUAUUGAAAAAUAUAAAAGUACAUUGGACGAUGCGAAUACGCAGACAGUCGUAGAAACGUGCAAUGUGUCCACUACAUUUAGUCCGACGAAGGAGGGAAGUCUUUUUACGCAGACUCCUCCUGAACCAGCAGUGCCUACUCUAGACGAAACGAUUCAAACCGAGGAGGCUGCAACGCUCACGGAAGAGUCCGCUAUGCAAACCAGUCCAGUAGAGGAUGUUCUUCCCGUUAUCACCGCGACGGAAACGGAAAAUUCUCAAGUGCAGACGGUCGACGUUCACGUUCUUUCCACGGAGACGCAGACUUCGCCCGUUGAAACAGCCCGGAUGACGGCAACUGAGACUCAAACAACGACCAACACCGCGACGGAAGUCGAGCAACAAACUACCCCACCUCCGGUGACAGAAACAGUUAUUGUGCAGGAAGCUGCGAUGCAAACGUCAUCUCCCGAGCCGCAAUGUCUGGAGAAAGAUACGCAUGCUCAGACGAUCAUAGCCAGCGAGACGACGGAAACUCAAACGGCGCCCGAGGAACAGAAGGCGAAUUUGCAAGAAACGGGAAUGCAGACGAAAUCACCUGAACCGAUCACCGAGACCGCGAUGCAGACAACUCCAAUCACUGAUCCACCUGUCACGCAGUUUUCCGAAGAAUCUCAAACCAGUCUUGAAGAAACGAAACAGACUACCGAAACAGAAUCGCAGACCGCUUCCCUGAAGAACAUUCAAACUCUCGAAAGUUCGGUGCAAUUGGAGAGAGAAGAAUUGAUACCGCAAAUCGAAGAGAGUGUGCAAAAUACUCCUGAAGUGAGCGAAAUUAGCGCGCAAACAUCGCCGAAAGAAGAAAAACAGUCGACCGAGACGACGUCGGUGUAUCAGCAAACCACGCAAAUACCGAUCUGUGACGUUACAGUAUCAACGAAAGAUCUCGAGGCAGCGACGACUAUGGACAAUGCUGCGAAUAAAACGUUUUCUCCAACGUUAUUCGCAGCAUUUUCUAAAGAAUCAAUCGAGUUAGAAGGGACGCAGCCGACAGAGAAAGAAGCUUCUGCAGAAACUGUAAAACCUCUAACAGCAACUGUCAAUCAAGUAGUACCAGAAAAUGGGGGACUCCUAAAGAAGACGAGAAAAAUGAAAAUUACAGACGAUAAUACAUCAGAAAUCUCGAUAGUUCCCAAAAAACUAAUGAGAAUGGAAACAGAAGAAGAGACGAAACAUCAAUUUCCUGAAAAAGCUGCAGCAGAAGGAAGUUCACUUUGCGGUAACACGGAGAACAGCUACAUGGAACCUAGUUUAUCGAACUCUUCUUUCAAUUCAUCAUGCAAAAUGGAUAAUCAAUCGUACACAAAAUCGCCUGCCAACCUUGGUGACAGUACUGCGUAUGAAAUAUUCGAUGAAUUUGCGCAUGAUUCGUCAUAUAUCGAGGAGUUCGAUAUGGAUUUAAAUCUAUUGAAACCAAAAACCAACCAACCUAAAAACGUUCCAUCACCAGAAGAACCUGAAUCAAAAAUCGACAUUGAACAUAGUUCAAAAGACUUUGAUGCAUUUGCAACCAAUCAAACAAGUAUGAUGGAGUCACGUUAUGAAUUGAUGGAGCGCGUGGAACGAGAGAACGAGUUACUUCAUUGUACAUCUUCGACACCAUUGCCCACAUCAGACGACUGUUUGCUUUCAGAAGAAAUUUUUUUCAAUACAGAGGACUUCAAUCUAUUCAGCAAUGAAUCGAGUGAUCACAUGGCCACCAUCCUGCAGAUAGCACAUCUGAAAGGAGCCGCGGAAGACGUAAAAGAAAAGAAGGAAAACCAGGAAUUGGAUAUUUCUGAAAAAAUAGGACAAUUAUCAGACGUUGUUAAGGAAAAUGAUGUUGUAAAGAUCGAAAAAGCCCUCAUUGCCAUCGUCAACAUAAUCUCAAUAUGGUUGAAGUACAUCGAGUACCAAGUGUUGCUGAAGAAGGAGUGUGUAACAGGAUCUUUUCAAAAUAGCGAUACGGAAUUCAAUAAAUUGAAAGAGGAAGUAACGAAGAUAGAACGCUAUACACAGAACCUUGAUGACAUUUGCAAGAAAAUGGAGCUAAACUAUUCAAAAGAUAAAUACGAGAAGCUGCAAGUACACAUAGGCGCUCUUAAAAAUCAAAUAAAAACAGUUAAGAAUGUUACUACCGAUGGGGCAAAGCACAAUAGCGAGCAUCUUACAAUAUGGAACAAUUUCCAAAAUAAUGUGAACGCCAUAUGUAGGUCAAUCAAGGCUCAACGUGAGAAAUUGAAUGACAUAACUAGAAACGAACACGAAACAGAACGGAAGUUAACAACACUUGAGAAAUUGGAAAAUAUAAAUCGCAAGAAUAUGUUGAAGACAGUUAAACUUUUCAACACUGCUCGCGAAUUACAGUAUAUUUAUCCCAACGCGAUUAUACCCAAGGAUAUGUACGAUGCGCACGAGAUGACGAAGGAGAUCGAGCACGAUAUAUGCAUCGAACGAGAACAUGUUUUUCAAUUGUUCGCCUUGGCUAAAGAAUACGAGCAGACUCUUCAGGAAUUUGAGCAAAUCAUCAAAAUCGCUCAGAGUUUACUAGAUAAUCCAAUAUCUGUAACUAGACUGAAGCACCUUCAAGAAGAGAUGCAGAAACAUCGAAAGUUUUUCCUCAACCUGAAUCAUUGUAGCACGAUUCUCGAAUCACUUGAAGGCAACCUAGAUAUUGAAACCAGAGAUAAGCAUUCCUAUCUGCACAAUAAACUCCAUGGUGAAGCGACAAAAUUAAUCGAUCGGGCGGUUUUAAGAGCCCAAGAAAUGGCUCUAGUAGCGUCACGAUGGAUGCUCCUCGAGCAAGAUUUGAAGGAAGAGGAAAAAUGGCUUCUGCUUCAGCAAACACUUGUGCCUAAUAAGUUGACGGAGUUGAAGCAAUGCGAUUCACACAUCAGCACAUAUCAGUCUCUAACAUCGGACAUAGCAAAUCAUCAUGCGCGAUUGAUUAAAUUGCACAAGAUGUCAUGUGAUCUUCAUGAUCUCAUCAAAAUCGAGGUUUCUGAGAAUCAAUUUGACAAGCCCUUAGACGUGAUCGUGAAACUGCAACAUGAUACUAAUUCUUCGUUGAGGAAACUAUUGGCCUUCAAAGAAAUUUGGAACAAAUACGAGUCGUUAAUAGAUUGCUCGGAGAAAUCGUUAAAAAUAGCUGAGCAAGAACUUGUUAAGAUAUAUACGACAGAAGGAAAGUCAGAAUCAGAAGGAAAACCUGACGUACGUCAUUUCUGGGAAGUGAAAGUGCAUUAUGAAGUUUACAAGAACGUACAUAAUGAAGCGAUAUCCUGCUUUGAACAGUCUCAAGAAAUAAUUCCCCUAUCGAACAUGGAGCCAAAGCAAAACCAUCACGAGGCACUGAAGAAGCGUUGGGAAGAGGUCUACAAGCAGAUCCGCGAGAUCCAUUACAAAGUCCUUAAAAGCAUUGACAAAGAGGGGAUCUCGAUGGAGAAGAAAAUAGAAUUACUCGAGGAAGAACUCGACAAAAUACGAACGGAGAUCGAAAACGAAAACUUGUACGAAGUAAGGACAAUGGAGGAACUUGAUCUGUACAUCCAGAAGACCAUCGUGCUGUUCGAAAGAAUCAUCGUGGCCCAGGAUGAUAUAAGCCGAUUAGGUCUUAUAUCAUCCAUCGCGGAUAGCGAAAGAAUCGGAAGUAUGUUAUCAUCGGCGAGACACUUGGAGUAUACGAUAGACGGGCAAUUACAGGCGGCGAGACUGUUUAAAAGCAAGCUUCAAAGUCUGCAACAAGGGUUGGAUCGUUUCAAGAAAAUUAAUGAGGAAUUGACGACGAUACUAGACCAGUGCGAGAAGAGCCAGAACGAAGAAAGUGCAGAGGUGGCCGCGGCUGCGAACCGUUGUCAAUCAGUCAUGUCCAAAUUGCAUGUUCUUUGGCAGGAUUUAGAAACACUAAGCGUACAGAGCUCUCACUUGCUGAUCAGCGAAAACGCAACGUGCCCGAUAACGGAGAGCUUAGAAACAGAGCUACGCAGUAUAGUGGGCAUACAGCUCAGCUUCAAAACGCGGUCCAAACAUUUGCUGUCAUUGCUGAAGGAGAGAUUGAGGUUGUGGGGGCGAUUCGAGGAAAAAUUGCAACUGGUCCAGAAAUCUGUGGAAAAGGCGGAUUACAUGAGGGAAGUAUACACCGCCCAAGGCCCGAUGAACUACGAGAGGCUGCUGAAAGCUACCGAACGACUCAAGAGCCUGAGCGGUGAUUUGGACGGCAAAGAAAAUCUCAUUAACCAAUUACGAGACUCUGCGAGGCCUCUGCAGGAGAGCUGCACCAAAGACGUCUGCAACAAAAUCGACGUAGCGGUAAUUAAGGCCGUAGAUUCUUGGGAAAAGGCGAAGACUGAAUUGGGCUCCCUUUGCAUCCGGUAUCAAAACGCGUGCAAACUCUGGGCACAAUAUAAGGACUCCAGUGCUGUCGUCACGAACUGGCUGAACACUCAGAUGAACAAAGUAGAGAACUUGCCAUCGGAAGAAGCGAAAAAACAGAUCAAGGAUUGCCAGAAGAAGCUGGCUGAACACAAGGAGACAUUGACGGAAUUACGCACUCUGGUAGCACAAAUCGCAUCGGAUGUGGGUUUCGAUACCCAGACUGGACCGUUGCACAGUGACAUCAAAAUACUCGAUAAACGACUUGAAGAUGUUCAGGAUACCUUGUCAAACCUCAGAGAAACGGUCGAAAACCGUCUCCAUAACCAGGAAGAAACCCGCAAAGAUCUAUGCAAGUCGAAAGAAAUAGUAGAAACAACCCAGCAGAAACUGACGACAGUGAGUGAGGAUGACUGUAACAACGAACAGCUGACAGUAUUGCGGGAUCAUCUGCUCAACCUAACUCGAACUGAAUCUAAUCUUCAGAUUAUAAAAGAUCAAACCAUAAACGAGUCCGCAAUUGAGCAGAAAGCAUCAGUCGUCGAAGUGAUCCAGCUAUGGCAGUGCGUGUUCCAGGACACCUUCCAGCAAUACCAUCAAAUAUUGACGCGACUGAUCCACACGCAAGACGUGGUCGCCGCGCUCAAUCUCUGGAAGGAGUACCUAAAGCACGUGAGGGACUUUCUGUUGAGAGGUAUACCAAGUGACUACAAAAACUUGUCGGAGCAACGAAAUCUCUGCGAGGUUUAUCAGAAACUCUUGCCCGAGCAACAAAAACUCAUAUUAGCGAUGCGGGAGAAUGAAGACUGGGACCAAUCAGUCACAGAGCAGUUCAACAGCCUGACGAAUCUGCAUAAUGAGAUGCUAAUGAAGAUAUUGGAGCGGCAAAUGAUGGUGCGCAGCAGGAUGACAGCUUGGGAUAAAUACAGGACAGAUCAGAGGAAUCUGCUGAAGUGGAUACAGGAAAUCGGAAGAGAAAAAAAUCGCCUGCCGUUGCGAUUCAUCCACCUGAAGCAGCUAGACAUGAUCCAGCAAAAGAUUCAGACUUUGCUAGAUAAAUUUCCAAGCGGCGAGGCUCAGAAAAACUUGCUUAAGGACCAGCAGAAGUUCUUGUUGACCAGUUGCGACGAAGCAGUGGCCAUCACGAUACGCAAUGAGUAUGGACUGAUCGACAAAAGUAUAUCCAAUGCGCACGCCUCUCUGAGUAACUGGAGAGAUUCUAUUCAAAAGACUCAAACGUUGUAUAAUGAACAUCGUGAGAAAACAAAAAUGAUUACCGAGACCUUCAAGGAAAUUGACGAGGGGCUGAGGGCGGGCUUCUAUGCAAAACCAAGUCUAACCAAAACGAAAAAACAGUUGGAUUCGCUCGAGCAGUGGAGAAACCGUCUGGCUGACAUGCAAGGCGAGCUGGAUGUUCUCAAUAAGAUUCUGGAAGAUGAACUGCAUCUGAGUCCGAGCGACACGAAAAACUUGAAUGAACAAAAAAUAUUUCUGUCACAGCGACAUAGCGAUCUUAAACACCAACUGGCUCGAUUAACGUGCCAGUACAAAGAACACUUCAAUCUCUAUAAACGAUGGCAGAGCAAGUUAAAAGAUCUAUCAUCAUGGAUAACAGAUAUGACAAAUAAAAUGAAAGAGGAGAGAGCUCUGGUUAUGCAGAGAAAGAAAACGGUAAAACAAAUGUACGAACUGGAAUACGAACUCGAGAUGAAUAUAAAUCUGAAGCAGCGCGAAUUCAACUGGCUGCAGAGCACUGGAAACAAUUUGAUAAAGAUCGCCAACGAGAAAGAGACAAUUCGGCUCCAGAAAUCCUUAGAUGAGAUUAACAAGCAAUGGAAUUACCUAACAACCGGCGGAGAAGAGCGCGAUGACAAAUUGGACGAACUGACAGAAACUAUGAAGACGUUGUUGAAGAAAAUAAACGAUACACUAGCUUCUUUGGUCGAUGUCGAAACUAAAUUGAUGGCAAAUGUCGUCCUCGAGAAUAUCACGCAAGUUAGUCUUGAUAAAUUAGAAGAAGAUAACAAAACAUUCCUAAUUACAAUCGACGAAAAAAUCGUUACGAUCAAAGAAGUGGUGAAGCAGUGCGAAAACUUUUUACAAGACUGUUACAUGUGGAAAGCCUCCAUCGAUACGGAUGCGAUAGAGAGCGGUAUGAAUAAUUUGCAGGGACGAAUGGAAAUGAUGGAGAACAAAUCUCAAGAGUGCAAGAAUUACAUCAGGACAGUUUCGAGGAUACUGAGGGAGAUAAGUAGGCUGACAUGCGAGCACGAGCUAUGGCUAACCAAAACAGACAACUCUCUCGAAAUGGAAAUAACCCUGAUCAAAAAGAAAAACUCGGAAAAGGCAUAUAAAAGUAUUAAAUCGAUUGCCAAAGACGUUGAUGCGUACGAGAAAACUUUUGAUCACUUCAUACGGAUGUUCAAGAAAGUGACCUGGACUAAAUUGGAUCCCGAGAGGUUCAAGUUAUUGAUGAGCGAACCACGAAAGACAAUUGACAGAUGGCUGACCCUCAAAGAAAAGGUUGCUUUGCUCAAGAAGAGUCUCCAACAGGAACAUGAGAGCUAUCAGGAAUUUGUGUCCAUACAUAGUAGCGUGAUAGUAAGUCUGGCACAGGUGGACGUCCGUGUGGCGAACUUACAGAAUCCCAACAUGAAGAAAUCCGUAGAAAAAAAAUGUGAGGAGCUGAGCCAAAUCGAGAAGGAACUUCAUUUUCAGAUGGUCGCGAUACAGACGGCGGACAAGCUCGCGAGGCGAAUCGUAGAGAAAGGCAUGUCUGACGACGCACACAAGAUUCAGAUAUUGGUGAACGAAUACAGACAACUAUGGGAGAACAUCACGACACGGAUAAAGGAAUUGAAAAAAGAACUAGGAAUACAGGAGGAAGAUGUACUAGUAAACGAGGUCGAAAAGGCGGUACAAGUGGAAACUCUCAAGUUUGAGCAAGACAUUGCGGUUCAGGUGGACACUCUGACAUCCGAGAGACUCGAUAUUCAAGACUCGCGGGAUAAGGAUUUGAUUAUAUUUGAUACUGUCAUGGACGAAUGCUAUAGCUACCUGAAGAACCUGGAUGAUGCGGUAACAGCCAAAUUAAUCAUCGAUUCUACGCUUCCUCAAGCUAUUGACAAUCUCGGUACAUUGAUCGCACUUUGCGAGAGUUCAAUAGACAAGUUACGUCAUUUUUGUGAUAAUCUGGUGGAAAAUGGCAAAUUGGAUAUGGAAGAUGAGGAAGAUGAAACGAAGAGUAUACAGGUAACGCAAUUAGAAGAACGAUGCUACCCACUCCUUGAACUAGCAAAAGGACGUAAACAAAAAAUGCAAGAAGUCAGCAAUGGUCCCGAAAUGAUCUGUCCACUAUGUUCUCAUCAGAAUUGGGCUCAGUUAAACAGCGAUCUUUGGCGUUUGAACAAAUGGUUAGACUACGCCCAGGCCAUACAGCACCAACAGAUAUCGCUUCCCAACGACAUAGAGGAACUCGUAAAUGUAAUUAAGAAGCAUAAAGCAUUCAUGGCGAAGCACGAAAGCCACAAGAGCCUCGCAGAGAAGAUGAAAAAAAUCAGCCCUCACUUUGCUCAUCACUUGAACCUAAACGAGCUAAUCGAUAACAUAAAUCGCAUAAAGGAGAUGCAAGGAUUUCUGACUCCAACGACCCACAGAUGGAACGAGGUCUGUGCACUUGCCGACAUAUGGAAAGAAAAGUUGAAGUGUACUCUAAGCACAAAUCAACAGUUUUACCAUAGUAUAGACGAGAUCACGGAUUGGCUCGACAACACCGAAGCCAGCUUUCGAAUAAGCGAAUCGUUCGCUGUGACUGCAUCUACCAACACCCUGGAAGUGGAAUACAAUAAAUUAAAGAAUCUCCAACGAGAGCUAGACCAUCAAGAGUCGCGCGUGACGUCGUUCCUAGAGUGUAUGAUAUGCUUGGAGCAAGAGGUAGAAAUAACAGUGCGGCUGCGCACGUUACAAGACAGAAUGCGGACGCUGCAACGAGUCAUCGGUAUUCAAGUGCUGAAAUUGGGAACCCUCCUCGGACACAAUCCUAUUGGUUCCGUCAACGCCUCGACUCUCCUGUCUCUCUCGCAUGAUCUGCUCGGCGAAUCUGGCUCUGAUCAGUCCUCCUCCAGUCUGUCUAGCGCACAGUCAAGCAAUGGCACGAAUUCGAUUCAAUCUGGUGACGAAGAUCAAACGAUAUUCGGUCGUGGAUUUCGCUACGUCACGAGAGCCUGGAAAUUUAGUCUUCCGAUACAGGUGGUGGUGUUCCUGGCGAUUGUCGUCACGACGAUGAUGCCGGUCUCGGAAGAAGACUACAACUGCAUGUUCACUAACAAUCUCGCUAGUAACUUCGCGCCGAAUACCUUCUUCCCGAACGGCCCUCCACCAGUGUAACAGCACAGCGGAGCAUGCGCUUGUGUUUUACCGUGCUGCGGUGGAUUGUCAUCCAUGCGAAAUAUUGACCGGGCUGGAGCUGUAAAUCAGAUACCUUGGGUCUGCACUUUUGAAAGAAGAUCGAUGAGGAAUACCGUCGAAUCAUCAGCUCACCUUGCUAAUGUUUCCGUGGCCGAUUGUAGUAUAGUCGCAAUUGAGGCGCGAACCGUCACAGAGGAAUCUUUAUACUUAAAUAGUAGUUUUACACAUGACGAAUUUGUAAAUUAUGUAAUGGACCAAGCGGUGUGACUGAGAGAGAGUGAACAUGUAGUCGGCGGGAAUGCAAGCUUCAAUUUAUUUGUACACGUGGAAAAUCGUAUUCCCAUUUGUACGUGAGAAAAGAAUCGAUUGAAUUUACAAGGCGGAUGAGCCUUGCGGCCCAUAUCGAUUAAACAAAUAUCAUAUUCAUUGAACAAAUCGCAUAAUUAUCCCACGUUAUGCAUUUCUAUCAGUCAGAUUAUUGUAAUAAUAGCCAAUGCUAUUAUUAUUAUAUAUAUAAUCUACCAGUGGUAUAAUAAUUAGGAAUUAUAAUGCCAAUAAUUAUGUAAUUUGUUCAAGAAUGUAAUGUUUGCUUUAAAAAGUAAUUCCAAACUCAUUUAAGCUUUGUUAAUCAUAACUGUGUCUCUUCUCAGUGUACUUUGCUGGUCAGCUGGUGCAAUACUAUACUCUUGCCGCGCGUACAUACACGGGCGACUGUUUCUCACGUUGCGUAAUAAACUUGUUGCAAUCUCGACCAAAUAUUCGUUGUAAAAGCUAAAUCGGCUGACGAUCGUUCGAAUGUGAACCGGAUUAUGUACUUUAUAGUCAAACGACACGUAAACUACGAUUAGGACGUGACACGACACCAUGUUACAUCGCGCUUUGCGUGAUAAUCGCUUCUUCUCUUGUACAAAGGAUUCAUUUUCACCUCCGUGCGUGAAGUCUGAUGUUGCGCGGGCUGUGUAACGACAGGCAGAAGGAGAAGACUAACGAACGCGCCUUCGAAAUAUCUAAUAGUAUGUACAUGUAUAUGCGUUAAAUCCCGUGUUAACGCGUUCCUACGAAUGCAGACACUCGUGAUAGAGGAUCGAUAUAAGAAAGAACUUGCCUAACUUUAUUUUUUAUACAUUAUGUUUAUAACGAAACGUCGCGUGCAUCGAAUUAAUUUCGGGGAGCGGAACGUCCGGCUCUCUUCCCGUCUCUUUCUGUCCCACUUUCUCCAUUUGAUUAAUGUAAUAUUGAUACUUAAUGGUGCUAAUUCAGCGCGCAAUGUCUUGUACGAAAAAAAAUUUUAAAGAAGCAUCGAUCUGUUGCAUAAAUGUAUGAAUAAAACGAAAAUGUUAC
This is a messenger RNA of Ooceraea biroi (clonal raider ant), 37817 nucleotides long. It is a transcript of the gene Msp300, whose product is annotated as Muscle-specific protein 300 kDa. Gene Ontology annotation, biological process: nuclear migration. Gene Ontology annotation, molecular function: actin filament binding. The record is from RefSeq and is a predicted model, not a curated record. Gene Ontology annotation, cellular component: nuclear outer membrane; meiotic nuclear membrane microtubule tethering complex; cytoplasm. NCBI's taxonomy places the organism in Eukaryota, Metazoa, Arthropoda, Insecta, Hymenoptera, Formicidae.